Molecule: messenger RNA, 2595 nt
Organism: Oncorhynchus mykiss (rainbow trout)
Lineage: Eukaryota; Metazoa; Chordata; Actinopteri; Salmoniformes; Salmonidae
Source: RefSeq, a predicted model, not a curated record
AAGCUACUGCGUAAAGUCUGUCGUUAUGAGGCCACACGCCACGUUUUAGAUGUAAACACAUUAACCCCAAGCUACUGCGUAAAGUCUGUCGUUAUGAGGCCACACGCCACGUUUUAUAUAUAAACACGUUAACUCACAGCUACUGCGUAAAGUUGUCUAUCUAAGCGAUCAAAAACAACAGCUGCUUCGUGAGUUAUAGAGACGCUGAAAUACUAAGAACAGAAACGAAACGGUAUCAACACACCUCCUCCUCCACGCUCAACAAACGGAUGCUGUUAGUGAGAUGAGAGAGAGAGACAGACAGCGCAUCUCAUUUCCCUCUCCGUUUUUUGUACAGAUAGUAAGUAGUAAGCUGUGUAAGUGACGCAUAUAAACGUGUAUAAGUAGUUCUGUGCAUAUAGAAUAAUAAUAGGCUAUUUACUUUCGCUUUAAGCAGUAUUUAUAAAAGUAGCCUAAUGUAUAUACCGUAAAAAAAAAAAAGUUACUUUUCUACCGAGGCACCAAACCGUCUCCGAGUCCCCCCCCCCCCAAAAAAAUGCUUUGAGCUGAAGCGCGACAUCCGCCCGUUGCCAUCAUGAAGACAGGCUGCGGUGUCGACGUCUGACAACACGCUCUCUACCGUAUGCCGGGCCUUGAUUGGAUGGAAUAAUCACCUGUGACGUCAGGUGACCUCGAUUGAUCGCAGGAGGCGGAGCCUGGUGUCAACUCCGUGGAGAACACAGAGAGGACUACAACGUCUCCCUAAAGAACUACAACCCCCACAGAGAGUAUCACAGAGUAGGUGACCACAACCCGCUGAUCCUAACCCUCCUCUACUUCAGGACUACAACGUCUCCCUAAGGAACUACAACCCCCACAGAGAGUAUCACAGAGUAGGUGACCACAACCCGCUGAUCCUAACCCUCCUCUACUUCAGGACUACAACGUCUCCCUAAAGAACUACAACCCCCACAGAGAGUAUCACAGAGUAGGUGACCACAACCCGCUGAUCCUAACCCUCCUCUACUUCAGGACUACAACAUCUCCCUAAAGAACUACAACCCCCACAGAGUAUCACAGAGAAGGUGACCACCAUCACUAUGGACGUCACAACCCCCUGAUCUCAACCCUCCUCCGCUUCAGGACUACAACUCAACGUCUCCCUAAAGGACUACAACCCCCAGGGUUCCGAGCGGAGCAGCCAUGAGCGCGGAGACCCAGGUGAAGUGUGUGCUGGUGGGGGACAGUGCUGUCGGGAAGACGGCCCUCCUGGUUCGCUUCACCUCAGAGACCUUCCCUGAGUGCUACAAACCAACUGUGUACGAGAACACUGGAGUGGAGGUCUUCAUGGACGGGGCCCCGAUCAACCUGGGUUUGUGGGACACGGCAGGAAAUGACACGUUCAGACAGAUCCGUCCGAUGUCCUAUCAGCAGGCGGAUGUGGUCCUGAUCUGCUACUCCGUGGCCAACGCCGCCUCCCUCGCCAGCGUCAAGCACAAGUGGCUGGUAGAGGUGCGUGACAACCUUCCCCGUGUCCCGGUGCUGGUGGUGGCCACCCAGACGGACCAGCGUGACUCCGGGCCUCACAGCGCCUCCUGCUCCUCCGCCGCCGAGGGCAAACGCCUCGCUCAGGACAUACGGGCCAAGGGAUACCUGGAGUGCUCGUCGCUAAGCAACCGCGGCGUGCAGCAAGUGUUCGAGUGUGCGGUGAGGACAGCGGUGAACCAGGCCAGGAAACGGACGCGUCCGCGGAUGUUUGAUAUCAACAGCUGCGUGGUGUUUUGACCUCUGAACCUUUUGGGGGGGGCUAGGUUGGGGUGGUGCUGGGUGGAUACUGAAGCCUCUAACUACUGCUCUGGGAUCAGGUCUCGGGGCCAGUGGCGACUGCAGACUUGGACUCAUCACCAGGGACUUGAGACUGGCGGGUUAAUGACUCGACUACAUCACUGUGUCUGACUUGAACUGUUCGAGGUCCUGUCUGACCCCAUGACCUGUGGUUUUGGGGGAACUGAGGUCCUGUCUGACCCCAUGACCUGUGGUUUUGGGGGAACUGAGGUCCUGUCUGACCCCAGGACCUGUGGUUUUGGGGGAACUCUUGUUUAACUGUUGUUGUUUUUUUUUUGUGAAAACUAUGUAAAACUACAAAAUAACAAACAAAACGGGAUCAUUCCUGGAGGAGCAGAGAGAGAGAGAGACAAGAGUGAUUAGUGAAGCAGUAUAAAUACCCUGAAGCCCAGGUGGCUCCAAUCACUAACGACCCUCCGCCUGCAGGAGGAACCGCCCCUGCACUACAGAGGAGGGGCCGUGACAUUAUCCCUGACAAGUUUGUUUUUUUGUUUUUUAAUUCUUAUUUCAGUUCACAAUAAAAUAAAACAAUACAAGUCGAUAACAACUAUUUCCGUUCUCCGUCUAUAGAUGUUAAAAGUUUUCCUUUUGUAAAGGUUUUCUAGCUCAGGUUUGUCCGUUUCCUUUGUUAAAUUAGUGUUGCCCAAAAGUGUGCCUGAACAUAAUUCAUAAAUAAAUUAAUGUUGCCCAACAGUGUGCCUGAACAUAAUUCAUAAAUAAAUACAUGUUGCCCAACAGUAUGCCUGAACAUAAUUCAUAAAUAAAUGACCU